Messenger RNA from Diplodia corticola, 1599 nucleotides. RefSeq names its product cytochrome p450. Lineage: Eukaryota; Fungi; Ascomycota; Dothideomycetes; Botryosphaeriales; Botryosphaeriaceae. The record is from RefSeq and is a predicted model, not a curated record. Gene Ontology annotation, molecular function: heme binding; monooxygenase activity; iron ion binding. The transcript has 5 exons. Bases 1 to 1599 code for a protein of 532 amino acids.
AUGGCUGACACUCUGCGGCUAGCUUUGGCUUCGCGGCUCCCCACAGCACAAAGCCCCCCCGGCUUACUUGGCUCAGUUGCCGUUACUAUACUGACGCUACUGGUAGUCUAUGUCAUCAAAUUUGCGCCUCGAGAUGAUAAAAUCAUUCCCUCGUACGAGGUCGUUGGCAUGUCUAAAAGGGAUACAUUUUCAGAAGCCCAGAAACGUUACUCUACAUCUUCCAGAGCCAUCCUCCAAGAGGGACUGACUAGGAUUCGGAAUGCAUUCCAGGUCUACACACCUGUUGGUCCCGUGAUUGUUCUGCCGAAAAGGUACACGGAGGAAAUCAAAAACCACAAGCAGCUUUCUUUUGCCAAGAACGUCGAAAAGUCGACCUUUGGUACCCUUCCAGCAACGUCACUUAUGCCUGGGAUGGCCGGGUUCAUGUUCGGCGCACAUAGGCUUGAGGUGAUGGCCGGCACCGCGAGGAUGCAGCUGACCCAAUCACUUGGCAAAAUCACCGCUCGUCUCUCAGAAGAGACCGCUAUGGCGAUAGACGAAUACUUCCCGUCCAACAAAGGUGAUUGGAACAAUAUCGUCUUCUACCCGACAGCCGUCCGCCUUGUUUCUCGACUGUCCGCUCUGGUUUUCUUGGGCGAUGAGAUUUGUCGCAACGAGGAAUGGCUACACGUCUCGGGCCAGUACGCCAUUGACGGCAUAGACUUCAUCCGCGCAUUGCGGUCCUGGCCGGCAAUACUCCAACCGAUAGCGCAGUUUUUCCUUCCGGAGCGUCGUAAGAUUUGCAAGCACGAGAAGAUGGCAAGGAAAAUCAUUCAGCCAGUGGUUGACAAGAGGAAGCGCGAGGCGAUGGAGGACGCCAAGGCGGGAAGACCACCCAAGGAAUACACGGAUGCUCUCCAGUGGCUGCAGGAUGCCAUGGACAAGUCUGGGAGGAAGUUCGACAUCGUGGGCGGUCAGCUGGGCCUCGGACUCGCCUCGAUUCACACCACCUCGAUGGCGCUGACACGUGCCAUUUUCGAUCUCUGCGAUAACCCGGAGUGGGUGCAGCCUCUACGCGAUGAGGUCAAGCAAGUGUUGGCCGAGGACGGGGGGUGGAAGAAAACGACGCUUCAUAAGAUGAAGCUGAUGGACAGCGUGUUGAAGGAAUCGCAGCGACGGAAUCCCGUUCACUUCACCAUCAUGACGAGGAUCGCGGAGGCCGACGUCGAUCUUUCUGGUGGCGUCCAUGUCCGAAAGGGUGAUAUGAUCACUGUCACGACCACCGAGACAAUGAUGGACCCGGCCGUGUUCCCCGAGCCCGAGCGCUUCAUCGGGGACCGGUUCUUGAAAUUGCGUCAGAUCCCAGGCAAUGAGAACAAGUGGCAGUACGUAACCACUAGCGCUGACCACAUUGGCUUCGGCCACGGAGCGCAUGCGUGUCCCGGCCGCUUCUUUGCUGGGAACGAGCUGAAGAUUGUCCUCGCCCACAUGCUGAUGAAGUACGACUGGGCCUUUGCACCGGGUCACGACUCGAGGAACAUUGAGCUGGCACAAGACAUCAUUCCAAACCCUGUUGCGGAGCUCAUGUUCAAGGAAAGAAACAAAGAUAACGGGUCGUAG